ACUUACUCAGCUGUCACGUUCUAUAUAACUGUCAUCUAUCAAUUGAGUGAAGUGCGGCAACGGGCAAAUGCAACGUGUAUAUAUAUUUUAUAAAAAAGCAAUAAAUACACCAUAAAUCAUAAAAUAAGUAGGCCCUAAAAUGGCUGCACUGGACCGCAAAGGCACCUUUAAGGUGGAAUAUCUCCAAGAAAUCGAGAAGAAAGUCCAAGAGAGAUGGGAUAAAGAGAAAAUAUUUGAAGUGGAGGCACCAUCUGAUGGAAAACCGCAUGAAAAGUUUCUUUGCACUUUCCCUUACCCAUACAUGAAUGGCCGCUUGCAUCUUGGUCAUACAUUCUCACUGUCAAAGUGUGAGUUUGCAUCAAGAUAUUAUAGACUUAAAGGCCGUAUGGUACUCUUCCCAUUUGGCUUCCAUUGCACAGGAAUGCCCAUUAAAGCUUGUGCGGACAAACUCAAGAGGGAAAUGGCUUUAUAUGGAUGCCCUCCAGUUUUCCCUGAGGAAGAGGAAGUGGCAGUGAAGGAAGAAGACAUAGUGCCUAAAGAUAAGAGCAAAGGAAAGAAAAGCAAAGCUGUGGCGAAAACUGGUGCAGCCAAGUUUCAAUGGCAGAUCAUGAAAAGUAUUGGCAUAUCUGAUGAAGAGAUCAAAGAGUUUGCCAAUGAAAGUUACUGGCUGGAGUAUUUUCCUCCACGAGCUGUAGAUGAUUUGAAAAGAAUGGGUAUUCAUGUCGAUUGGCGGCGUAAGUUUAUCACUACAGAUGCCAAUCCAUUUUACGAUUCAUUCAUAAGAUGGCAGUUUUACCAUCUGAAGGAUCGUAACAAGAUCAUGUAUGGUAAACGGUACACUAUAUUCUCACCGUUAGACAAGCAGCCUUGCAUGGACCAUGACAGGAGCACUGGUGAAGGUGCAGGUCCUCAGGAGUACACUCUGAUCAAAAUUGAAGUCCUAGACCCACUCCCGGAGAAACUUAAGUCUUUCAAGGGGAAAAAAAUUUACUUCGUUGCGGCGACAUUGAGGCCAGAAACGAUGUACGGACAGACGAACUGCUGGGUCCAUCCUGACAUUAAAUACAUCGCCUUCGAAACCGUGAAGGACGGCAUCUUUAUUUGCACUCGUCGGGCCGCCAGGAACAUGGCUUAUCAAGGCUUCACAGAAAAGGAUGGAGAAUUUAACAUACUACUUGAAAUAGUUGGUCAAGAUCUUCUAGGCUCGGUUUUGAAGUCGCCUUUUACGAGUUAUGAAAAGAUAUAUGCGUUGCCCAUGUUGACCAUUAAGGAAGAUAAAGGUACGGGCAUUGUGACUAGCGUGCCCUCAGAUUCACCUGAUGAUUACGCAGCUUUAGUCGAUCUACAAAAGAAGCCAGCUUUUAGAGAAAAAUACGGAAUUACAGACGAAAUGAUUCUUCCGUUCACGCCAGUGCCUAUUCUGGAUAUACCAGAGUUUGGCAACUUAUCCGCUGUUUUCGUAUACGACAAACUGAAGAUACAAAGUCAGAACGACAAGGACAAAUUAACGCAGGCUAAAGAAAUGGUGUAUCUGAAAGGGUUCUAUGAUGGAGUGUUAUUGGUCGGGGAGUAUAAAGGAAAGAAGAUUCAGGAUGUUAAGAAGAACUUGCAGACUAAAUUGAUCCAGGAAGGCAGUGCUGUGGUUUAUUAUGAGCCUGAGAAGACUAUUAUAUCGAGGUCUGGGGACGAGUGUGUGGUGGCGCUUUGCAACCAGUGGUAUCUGGAUUAUGGUAAUGAGGAAUGGAAGGGGCAGACGGAGAAAGCUUUAGGCGCGAUGAAUACGUACCACGAUGAGGUCAGGAAGAACUUCCAGGCGACAUUGAAGUGGCUGCAUGAGUAUGCUUGCUCUAGGACUUACGGUCUUGGAACAAAACUACCCUGGGAUCAGCAAUGGCUAAUCGAAUCCCUUUCGGACUCGACAAUCUAUAAUGCGUACUACACGGUAGCGCAUUUCUUGCAAGGCAGCACGUUUAGGGGCAACCAAGGCAACGCACUAAACAUCAAACCAGAAGACAUGACUAGCGAAGUGUGGGACUACAUCUUCUUUAAGGAUGCGCCUUUCCCGAAGGAUACGAAAAUUGCUAAGAAAUCCUUAGAUCUUAUGAGGGAUUCAUUCCAGUUUUGGUACCCAGUAGACCUCAGAGUGUCUGGCAAAGACUUGAUCCAAAACCACUUAACAUUCUACAUCUACAACCACUGCGCGAUGUGGCCCAACGAGGAGGACAAAUGGCCCAAAGGCAUCAGGGCAAACGGGCAUCUAAUGUUGAACUCCGCCAAGAUGUCCAAAUCCGAGGGCAACUUCCUCACGCUCUCAGAGUCUAUUGACAAGUUCAGCGCGGAUGGCAUGAGAUUGACGCUGGCUGAUGCGGGAGAUUCGGUGGAAGACGCUAACUUCGUGGAAAGUACAGCUGAUGCUGCUAUUUUGAGGCUGUAUACGUUGAUUGAGUGGGUCAAAGAGAUUGUUGCGACAAAAUCUACGCUGAGGACAGGUGAAUACAAUUUCCACGACAAAGUAUUCGUAAGCGAGAUGAACACAAAAAUAGUGGAGACUGACGAAAACUACAAUAAAAUGCUGUUCAAGGAGGCUUUGAAGACAGGCUUCUUCGAAUUGCAAGCCGCAAGGGACAAAUACAGAGAGCUCUGCUCUGAUGGCGGCAUGCAUGCCGAUUUAGUCACUAGGUAUAUCGAGGUGCAAGCGAAAUUGAUGUCACCGAUAUGUCCGCACGUCGCCGAACACGUUUGGGAGUUGCUCGGUCAUAAAAAGAGCAUACUCCACGAACGAUGGCCGGUAGCGGGCGAGGUUGAUGAGGUUGCAGUGAAAGCCAGCAAUUACCUGAUGGACGCCGCACACUCCUUCCGCAUAUAUCUCAAGAACCACUGCGCUGUCAAGAAACCAAAGAAAGGCGAGGCGCCGAAACCGGAGAAAAAACCUAACAAAGCGAUUGUAUGGGUCGCUAAGGAGUAUCCCAAGUGGCAACAUAUUAUAUUGACCACUUUGAAAGAAUUGAAUGGGCCGUCAGGCCUGCCAGAUAACAAGACUAUAUCGACCAAGCUAGGCGGAAUCCCGGAUUUGAAGAAGUACAUGAAACGUGUGAUGCCAUUCGUGCAAGCGACCAGGGAGCAUAUGGAGCGAGUUGGCGUCGAGGCGCUGUCUGUGGGUCUUCGGUUUGACGAGGCAGCAGUCCUGUUGGAAAACAAGCAGUAUUUACUCAAUACCUUGGAUCUGGAUAAUCUCGAAGUGAAAUUCACCGAUGACCCGGAAGCCGGCGAGAAAACCCGCGAGGACUGCGCUCCAGGACAGCCUCACAUCAACUUCUACGCAGAGGAAGGGCUUCCCAUAGAGCUCAUAAACCCAGUGCCUUGCAAUGGCCUGUUCUCUGUUAAUGUAGACUUGACUGAUGGAGACACUGUUGAGAAACUAAAGGCCAAGAUUGCGAAGGAGGUUAAGGCUAUUAAAGAUGUAAAUUAUCUCAAGAUAUGGCGUUAUUCAGACCCCGUGAUGGGUCCGAGAAAGAUACCGACCAUUGGUGACCAUGAAAGCCGGUGUGUUGUCAUAGACAGCGCUUCACUUCUGAAGGUGGACAUAGCCAACAAGAAGGUGGAACUAGUGUCUAACGGGAAGAAUAUAGAUAUAGGCACAAAAAUGGUGUACACAUAUGAAAAGUAACGGAUUUUUACUUAAAUAAAUUAUGAUUAAUUUAUUUAUUAAA
This is a messenger RNA of Manduca sexta (tobacco hornworm), 3710 nucleotides long. RefSeq names its product leucine--tRNA ligase, cytoplasmic (gene LeuRS). Gene Ontology annotation, biological process: leucyl-tRNA aminoacylation. The record is from RefSeq and is a predicted model, not a curated record. The coding region runs from base 140 to 3667 and encodes 1175 amino acids. Lineage: Eukaryota; Metazoa; Arthropoda; Insecta; Lepidoptera; Sphingidae. The transcript has 13 exons. Gene Ontology annotation, molecular function: ATP binding; leucine-tRNA ligase activity; aminoacyl-tRNA deacylase activity.